Molecule: messenger RNA, 6143 nt
Organism: Anolis carolinensis (green anole)
Lineage: Eukaryota; Metazoa; Chordata; Lepidosauria; Squamata; Anolidae
Product: interleukin-13 receptor subunit alpha-1
Exons: 10
Coding region: 216-1427 (403 amino acids)
Biological process (GO): cytokine-mediated signaling pathway
Cellular component (GO): external side of plasma membrane
Molecular function (GO): cytokine receptor activity; protein binding
Source: RefSeq, a predicted model, not a curated record
AGAGGGCAGAGAGCGACGUGAGGCCCGCACGCCUCCCAGCGCGGCCUCCUCCAUCCCGCGCCCAGCAAGGAAUCGGCCUCCCUGCCUUCCUUCCUUCAGCUCUGAGGCGAGGUGUGUGUGUGCGCGCGGGAAGGGAUGGGGGGGUGCGCGCAGGCGCAUAUCGCCUGUUGCAGUUUUUGGCCGUUUGUGGCCCUGUGAUUGUGUUUGUCAUAUAAAUGUGUUGUAUCUUACUGGAGCCGCGCGAGCGCCAUAAAGAAGGUGCAACUGUCCUCCCUCGCCUCUCCGAUGUCCAUUAUGAGAUCCGGGAAGAGCUCUGCCAGCUGACGGCCUCGUGGGCUCCCGUGCCGCCCUCGAGCGAUUCCUGCGUCAUAACCUAUGAGAGUGACAUAGACGUAGACGGCGAAGGGUUCAUCGGCCCGUGGGAUCGAACGCCUUCCCGGACCGUACUGGUGCCCCUGGGGAAUCAGAACAGACUGAUAUUCAAAGCUCGAGCGACGUGUAACAAUAAUAAUACGUUUGCAGGCGAAUGGUUUGAGCUCCCAAUUCGACAAAACGGUACGGCAGGCACAGGGGCCAGAAAUAUCAGCUGCAUUUGGCGCUACAAGGAGUCCAUCCAGUGCUCCUGGCGGCGGGGAGAGAAUGCGAGUCCUCACACCCUCUACAACCUGUCCUACUGGUGGUCUCCAGAACUGAGGAGUUGUACCAAUUACACUAAAGAAGGCGAUGUCUUUCGAUGCACUUUCCAUUUUGACGCCGUGUUGGUCGAGUCUUUUGCAAUCUCCAUCCGCGGCAAUUCGGACGAGGUUCAGACCGUGUGCCUGGUCACAAAGUAUAGCAUUGAAGAAAAAAUUCCCAUCAAACUUCACACUCCAAAGAUCGUAGACAUCAAGGAAAGCAGCGACGGUGUAUAUCUGACUUGGACUCAGCCGAAACUGUUCACUGGCAUAUGCUACCAAGUCGAAGUGAACAACACCAAAACAAAGAUAAGGGUAUUUGAGGACCACACCAACGUCAGCAUCCCUCUCGCGCUGAAGGGGUACCAUACUUUCCGGGUGAGAUCCGCAGCAGACUCGUCUGGGAGUCAGUGCCAGGAGACCCGGGGAAAUUGGAGCGAUUGGAGCGAACCGGUGGACUGGGGCAAACCAGAGAACAUGAACUACCUUCUGUUACUCCUCAUCCCAUUAUGCGUGGCCAUCCUGACAGUCAUUUUGCUCCUUUACUUGAAAAAGAUUAAAUUGCUGAUUCUCCCAACGAUCCCGGACCCGGGAAAGUUCCUCAAAAACAUGUUUGAAGAACAAAGCGAAGACCUCCCAUCGAAAGGGAUGUUCCAGGAGUUGAAUCAGGAUCUCUAUAAGCAGCCCUUGCAACUACGGGUCAAGGAAGAGCCGACCGAUUUGUUGAUUGUCACAAGUGGAAGCGAGGAUUGAGGACAUCCGGCUCUUUACGCCACGCGACGUCUGAAUGUAAACCUUGGGGAGAGGAAACGAAGGACAAUUCCUCGGAAUGGCACCACGGCACCCGGCAUCCUUUCCAUGAGACCUUUUUGCCGGCUGCAUCAACCCAUUCCUUUAUUGCUACCACCUAUGCCGUUGAACUGGGACGCUCACCCCGAGCUCUGUGUUAGCUUCUGUGAAGCAGCCUUUCUGCCGUUUGUCUUCUUCUCCUUCAGGCGUGUCUUCAGUUGCGGACCUUGCUUUGCUUUGAUGUCCAUCCAGUUUGUAACGUGCACUUCUCCAAGGAACUAUUUUUUUCAAAAGUCGAAGUUGGUUGGACUCCUUGACCAAUGGUGACACCAUGGAUGCAUCUCUUACCAGCUGGAAGCUCCUUCCUUGGAGGCUUUUAAGCAGAGUCUGUCGGGAGGGCUUUGAUUGUGCUUUCCCUGCAUAAUGACAGAAGGAGGUUGGACUAGAUGACCCCUGGGGGUCUCUUCUAACUCUAGAAUUAUUCUUUAUUUCACUUUAUUUCUUAAUUAGUCGCUCUCCACCAGAGUGUUCCAAGCGACUUACAAUUUAUAAUAUCAUUCCACAAUAUAAAAACAUUCAACAGUGACUAUUUGGCAGAUUAGAUCUGAUUUACUCAAAUGCUCAACCAAACAGCCAAGUCUUGAGCGCUUUUCCAAAAGGUCACAACUCCGACAUUACUCUAACAUAUGGAGGCAAUGAGUUCCACAGAACUGGAGCAUAGGUUGAAAAGACUCUACGCCUUUGCAGCUUCCAAUUCUAUGAUUCUAAGUUCUGUCAAAGUUUAAUGCCUAGCUCCCUCCCCAAUUUGGUGCCCAAGUCUUUGGAGAACCUCCGCUUGCACAUGCUGGGAGUUGUAGUCCAGAACAUUAAAAAAAGUUCUGGUUGUGACCCACAUAGGUAAAUGUAAAGGUUUCCCCUGACGUUAAGUCCAGUCGUGACUGACUCUGGGGGUUGGUGCUCAUCUCCAUUUCUAAGCCGAAGAGCCGGCGUUGUCCGUAGACACCUCCAAGGUCAUGUGGCCAGCUUGACUGCAUGGAGCGCCGUUAACUUCCCGCCGGAGCGGUACCUAUUGAUCUACUCACAUUUGCAUGUUUUCGAACUGCUAGGUUGGCAGGAGCUGGGGCUAACAGCGGGCACUCAUUCUGCUCCCGGGUGUCACGACCCAGGCUGCAGAGCACCAAUAACCAUACACAGAGGCCAGAAUCUAUCUAAUAUCUUUAUUAAGGAAAUAUGUAAAGUCAAUAAAAAUAAGUGCAGAAUAAAGUUCAGAAGAAGACCUUUCGGGAAAGGUCAAUUAUAGUCCAGGAAAACAAUGUCCAAUAUGAAAUAUUAAGGUCCAAAGUUAUAAUCCAGUAACCGAAACACUCACUUUGCCAAGCAAAGUGAGGGGAGAAGACAAGGUCCUUUAGUCCAUGAAACUUAGGCAAGGCAAGGAAAUAACUUGAUUCAAGGCUUAAUUCAAGGCAGCAAGAACAAGGAGCAAAAACAGGAUCCGUGGUAAUUACGUGGCGAGGUCCGGGAAGCAAGGCAAGGUCCGUGAAGCAAGGCAGGGUCCUGGGAAGCAAGGCAGGGCUGGAAACGAGAGCAAAGGACUUGGAUGCGGGAGUAGCGUAGUCCACACACAACCUACUCCCGAAGCUGACGAAUUGACUCCGCAAGAUUCCUUCGUGGGCAAAACACCUAAGUAGGGUCUCGUUUUCCCGCCAAAGAGCAGUUCUCUGGGGAACCAGAAACGAAAGCUAUUCUCUGAGUCCAGAUGCAUGACUCCUUAAAGUUUCCCAUGGGAAGCAGACUUAAUCAGCUGAAUGCUUUGCAGCGAUCCUAGCGCUCCUGCGAGACGCCUCCUGAGCGCCCCUCUGUUGUUUACAAUAAUCAUGGCGAGAAAAUGGGGGAGAUUUCGGCUCAGGGCUUGUUUGACAAACUUCUGGAAGACAAAUCUCCUGCAGGUGCAAGGGCUCCAAUUCUGGCUGAGAAAGCUCCAAUUCUGGCUGAAACGGUGGGAAACCUAAGUUUUCCUCUUCAUCUGUCACAACAGCGCUAGGAACGGGACUACAUGGCCCAUGAGUCAUCACACCGGGAUUUGAACCUGGGACCUUUUGGUCUGCAAGUUCAGCAGCUCAGUGCUUUAACGCACUGUGCCACCAGGGACCCAUUAUACCCAUGUGUAUACUAUAAAUGAUAUUCUGAAAGAAACCAGAGAUGUAUAGUUCUGAGGGAUUGUUAGGGGUGCAGGGCAAUGUUCCAACAACACCGCAACCCUAGACACAAAUGUUGGGACUCCAAAUAACUUUUGUUGGUUUGGCCUGCGCCUUCGCUUCCUUCUCAUGUCGCACCUCAGAAUUGUUCACCUUGCUAUAGACACACAGUCAGACACAGAAGAAAGUCUUUUGAAGUUUUAUUGAGCAAAAGCAAAUAUAUAAAUCAAAGCAGGCAGUUGAAAGGUUUUUUAAAGUUGCAGUAAAAAAGUCAUUAGGAAUCCAAUUAGUUCAUAAGCCAUAAAAAUCCAUUAGUCCAUAAACCAUAGCAAUCUAAUAAUCCAUAAGUCAAGACAGUAGACAGUAGAUCCCAAAACAAAGGCCCAAAGGUACAAAGAUCCAGGAAAACUUCUCUUAGGCUUGAAACAAGAACACACAGAUGAAGCGAGGAUUUGCUUUGAGGACAAGCUAUCUGCAAACACACACUUUUAAAAGCACCCUAGAAAGGCAUUUCUUUUCCCAGAAGUGGCCUCUUUCCUUCCCGCUAGCCUCUCACUCCUACGGACCUGAAAUCCUCUCCACAACAAAUGGUCAGCCCUAGAUAAUUCAAGGUCUUCGUUAUCUUGCACCUGAAACGGGACUUGAGAGCUCUCUUGCUCAUUAAUUCCCUGGGAAUGUCAUCCUGGCUGUUAUCUAUAGCUUCUGGGGUCAACAGUUCAUUCUGCACAAACUGCAAUUCUUGAGCCUCUGAUUCAGCCUGUAUUCCCAUGCCAUCAUCCUCUGGCUCAACUGGCCCUUGUAUCUGAAACCCAGAAUCCCCUUCUUCAUCCUCACUCUGGCUAUCCUGUGGCUGAGUCACAACAUCUCAAGACAGACCUGCCCUUCCAUUCUGCGCUGCAUUUCUCGCCUUCCCUUUCCGUCUGCCAAAUACGGUAACAGUUUUUGCAUGGACGACAAGCCCCGGAGAUGAACUGGACCAACAAAAGAUAAAUUGGCAAAUGUUUGCCACUGUUCUGACAUGCGCCAGGGGCGUUUUAUGCCCCACCAGGAGGCCAAAAGUGCAGUUUAUAUUAUCAGAUUAACAACUUGUUGUUUUUAAAGAAAGAGGAUUCAGCUAAAGGUAGCCAAGAGAAGUCAUUUCCAUGCGUUUGCCAAAGACUUGCAUAAUAUUGGUGUGCGCAACUUCUUUUCUAGCGACUUGCCAUCAACGGGCAGGGUCUGGCUUUCACCCGUGAAUCCACUUCUUUGAGUAAAAAACUGAGCUCGGAUCAUGGAAAUCACCAUUUUAAAAAGCCAUUCAGAAAACUAACUUGCAUAUUGCAUCCAUCGUUUUUACUGAACUCGGAGCCACGGAUAGUCAAAACUGGAGCUCUUUCUUUCCUUUUAUUUGAUCCUGACAGUUUGAUUGGUUUCAAAUACGUAUUUUCAACAAGUCAUGGAAUUCUCGAGUUGGAAAGGAUUCAGAGGUCAUCCAGUCCAACCCCCUUCUCUCAGGCAGUAAAAGCACAAUCAAAGCCCUCCCAACAGAUGGCCAUCCAGCCUCAUAAGCAUUAGCAGGUUCAUGGAGAAAUAUAGAAUCAAAGCCCCCUGACAGGUGGCCAAAAUAUAAUAAAAGCCAAUGUUUGUAUGUACAGUAGAGUCUCACUUAUCCAACAUAAACAGGCCAGCAGAACGAUGGAUAAGCGAAUAUGUUGGAUAAUAAGGAAAGAUUUUAAAAAGCCUAUUAAACAUGAAAAUAGGUUAUGAUUUUAUAACUUAAGCACCAAAACAUUAUGUUAUACAACAAAUUUGACAGAAUAAGUAGUUCAUUACACAUUAAUGCUAUGUAGUAAUAACUGUAUUUACGAAUUUAGCACCAAAAUAUCACGAUACAGUAGAAUCUCACUUAUCCAACAUAAACGGGCCGGCAGAAUGUUGGAUAAGCGAAUAUAUUGGAUAAUAAGGAGGCAUUAAGGAAAAGCCUAUUAAACAUCAAAUUAGGUUAUGAUUUCACAAAUUAAGCACCAAAACAUCACGUUUAACAACAAAUUUGACAUAAAAAGUAGUUCAAUACACAGUAAUGCUAUGUAGUAAUUACUGUAUGUACGAAUUUAGCACCAAAAUAUCACGAUGUAUUGAAAACAUUGACUACAAAAAUGUGUUGGAUAAUCCAGAACGUUGGAUAAGCAAGUGUUGGAUAAGUGAGACUCUACUGUACGUAUUUUCAGCAAGUCAUGGAAUCCUCGAGUUGGAAAGGAUUCAGAGGUCAUCCAGUCCAACCCCCUUCUGUCAGGCAGUAAAAGCACAAUCAAAGCCCUCCCAACAGAUGGCCAUCCAGCCUCAUAAGCAUUAGCAGGUUCAUGGAGAAAUAUAGAAUCAAAGACUCCUACAGCUGGAGGAGACCCCAAGGGCCAUCCAGUCCUACCUCCUCCUUUUCUGCCGGGCAGGAAAUGCACAACCAAAUCCCCUGACAGGUGGCUAAAUAUAAUAAAAGUCAAUGUUUGUA